AUGACCGAGGCGUGUGUGUCUGCAUUCUACAGACGCCAACAUCGACGGUGUCAGCUCCAUGACGUGCUGUUCAUGUCGCCCCAGGACGGACAAGAGGAGACGGGAACAGUGUACUACAGCCUUACUUCAGGUGCUUGUCCACCCGGCUACAUCCACAACCGUCUCCUAAACUUCUGCUAUCAGCUUCAUCUUGACAAGUUCCUCUACGCCGAGGGCCUUGCUGACUGUACUACAAGAGGAGAACAUUUGGUUACCAUUGACAGUCCGGACACGCAGAGUCACUUUGUAAAGCAGGUCACAGCCUCAACAGAUAGUACAAAAAGUAGCUACUACAUCCAUGGAUCAGAUGCGGCAACUGAAGGGCAGUGGGUAUACAACGACGGUCGACCAGUGACCUAUUUUGCCUGGGAUUCAGGUUCCCCGAUGAAUGCCACAGCAAGCAGAGACUACAUUGUGGCUCUCAAGUUCAGUGCAUUUCGCUGGCAAGACAGGGGACCAGAGCACUCAAGAUACUAUGCUUGCGAGAAAUAUGUUUGA
Molecule: messenger RNA, 537 nt
Organism: Haliotis rubra (blacklip abalone)
Lineage: Eukaryota; Metazoa; Mollusca; Gastropoda; Lepetellida; Haliotidae
Product: perlucin-like
Exons: 3
Coding region: 1-537 (178 amino acids)
Molecular function (GO): signaling receptor activity
Source: RefSeq, a predicted model, not a curated record